AACGGGAGGCGAUGAUAGGCUAGGCGGGGAGUGGAAGCGCUGGGGAAUGUUGCUGUGUCGGGUUCUUCCUGGAGUUUGCUGUUACAGAAAAGUCUCUUGGUAGCCUGCAUUUCUCGUAGACUUUUCUAAAUAGGCCACACAACACUUUUCUGUGCGUAAGCCUACCUGUCGACAGGUAAGACUUUUCAUGUAAUAAACUUGUCGACAGAUUUCUUUUAGAGAGCCACGGAGUUGAUACAUUGUUACAGUUCAGUUGGCAGGAGCAUGUGGACAUCCUGUUGUAGCUGGUCCUGUUUGGAACCUACCGCCACAGUGGAAGAAAACGGCAGCUCAUGGCGCCAGGCCUACACAAACUCGGGCAACAGCCAAUCCCCGAUCUCUCCCGAACUUUUGUGCAAGGCCUGCGGAGGCCAUUUUGACACCAUCGCUAUAAAGCAUGUCUGUGUGGACUGCAAGAAGAACUUCUGUGGCCGCUGCUCGGUGCAGCUGGAGCCGCCAUGCCCGCGCCUCUGCCACACAUGUCAGCGGUUUCACGGAACCCUCUUCGACCGCGCCCAGUUGAUGAGACUCAAGGUGCGGGAGCUGCGUGACUACCUCCACCUGCACGAGGUGCCCACCCAGACGUGCCGGGAAAAGGAGGAGCUGGUUGAGCUGGUCUUGGGCCAGCAGACCCCCAGCACCAGCAGAAGCAGUGAGACCGUGUCCUCCCAGCCUGGGGCUCACAACAAUGUCCCCUCCCCAGACACACCGUCCCCUCCCCAGACACAGGGCCCUACCAGCCCCGACACAUUGAGCCCAGAGCAGCCAGAACAAUCAGCCCCUGAGGCAGAAUCAGAGCAGAUCUCUGAUGAGGAAGAAGAAGAGGAGGAGGAGGAGGAGGAUGAGGAUGAAGAGUCAUCGGACAGCGAGGAGACCCUGAUGCCCGGCCGCAGAGCCUCUCUGUCUGACCUGAGCCGCGUGGAGGAUAUCGAGGGCCUGAGCGUGCGCCAGCUCAAGGAGAUCUUGGCCCGCAACUUUGUCAACUACAAAGGCUGCUGCGAGAAGUGGGAGCUGAUGGAGAGAGUCACCCGCCUCUACAACGACCAGAAGGACCUCCAGAACCUAGUUUCAAAUACAAAAAAUGAAGAAGACCCUGCAGCUCCCAAGAGCCAGGAGGAGAACCUCUGUCGGAUCUGCAUGGACUCUCCCAUUGACUGUGUGCUGCUGGAGUGUGGCCACAUGGUCACCUGCAGCAAGUGUGGCAAGCGCAUGAGCGAGUGCCCCAUCUGCAGACAGUACGUGGUACGGGCGGUGCACGUCUUCAGGUCCUGAUGCAUGGCCACAACGAGGGACACAGUGGAUACCAAGGACAACAUGGCAUUGCUGCCACCACUGCUCAGAGAUGGCAUAUUUUACAAGAAUACACUCCUCUGUAAUGCACACUCUCACUCAUUCAAUCAGUCUUCCUCUUGCCGGCAUUCCAGAGAAAUAACCUGCCUCCACUGUUCUGGGUUCUCUGUUUUUCUACUCCACCUGAACCUAUUGUUUCUACACUUUCAGCAUUUUACAAGACCUCAAUAUUUCAGUACUAUAACUUUGUUGUUCAAAAGAGUUAGGUAUCAUGUAUUCACAUUGGUGCCAGUCAGACACCAAACUAUAUUGGCACUUUGCAUGGGAGGGCAGCAUUACCUUUUCAAAUUCUAAGGUUAUUGGGUAGAGAUCAUGUUUAUUUCAACCCCACACACAGGCAAGGUUAUAUUGCAUUUUUCUGUCUUUGCAUUUGUGUGUAUGGGGAAACAACUGAGUUCCAUAGCUGAGAAACACAGGGCCUUACUAGAGAGGGCAUCGACUAACAAGCAAUGAAUAUAAAAAACGUAUUUGUUCUAGCAAUGAAUGAAAUGCUGAAUCUUGGUAAGAGAGGGAACAUGUUAGGCUACUCUGUUAUGCAUAUCAAUAGCAAAACAGAGUGGCCAGAAUGGUGCUAUUUGACUAGUGAUUAACAACACUUGUAACAAAACAGAGUGGCCAGAAUGGUGCUAUUUGACUAGUGAUUAACAACACUCGUAACAACACAGAAUGGCCAAAAUGGUGCUAUUUGACCAAUGGAAGCAACACUCAGGGCCCCAUUUUGACAGUGCAAGUAAGCGGUGUGUGUCGAGACCAAAAUAUCCAAAACCGUUUAUUUCAAACCUUAUCGCCCCAAGCAAGGCUUGGAUAUGAACGUGCUAAUAUUUGAUGCAUGCAAUGCAGUAGUUGUGAAAUUGGUGCAUUAAGUGCAGCACGGAGUACUUGAAGUGGUAAGGUCUGUUUUGCGCCCUCCAAUUGUCACACUUAAAGUUCAGUACCUGCAAACCAGCUGUUCUGUUAAUUGGUUUUGUGGUACAGAGAGCUAUCUUUAGGUUGCAGUGCACUUGCUAAGCAUAGAACCCAGGCCUUAUCUGUCUUAUUGGCGAUCCUUCAGACACAUCUGUGUGGUGGUUGAACAUAGCAUCUUAGGAGUGGAAACAGCCCUUUAAACACAAGAGUCUGCUUGUAGCUCACUGAAAGUACUUGAGGGUCAAGGAGGGGAUAAUGCUUGGCUUCAUUCGCCCUUUUAUGGUCAAAUUACCCUUUUAACUUGCAGAUAUUGUAUCAAAACUGGAACAGAACACACAUUGACUUGACGGUAAUAGUUAAUAGUUCUUUAAAUGAGCCACAAUGGGGAUUUUUUUCUGAAAUGUAAACCCUACACAGUAGAUAUGCAGUUUCUUUUUUAUUCUCUGCGGGUCAUAAAUUGUUUGAAGUUGGUUCCAUGACCUUACCCCAAAUGAGUUUUGGGGUAAAGAGAACUGACCUCGUUAGCAGAAUGUCUCCAUUCCAAGGCUCUCACCACCUCUCUCUUAUCAGCAAGUGCCCCAGAACAGAGUGCUCAUUAACUUAGCUGACGUAGUGCACUGAAUACACUCAUUUCCUAAUGAUGAGUUGAUUAAAUGUAUCUACUAGUUAAAAAGAAAAAAUCUGUUUUCUGCGAAUUUACUUUGUUUGUGGGGAUGUUUUAAAAGCUAGAAUUGAUCAUUGAAACAAUAACAAAGAGCCACCCCGCCUCUGUUUCAGUAUAAAGCUGAGGGAUGGACAUGGAGAAAUGUAACCACUCUCAGAUUCAGAGACAGAGCUAAGGACUGACCAUCCAUGAUAUCAAAGUUAUAGUUUUAACCAUGUUUUAAGGCUAUACAGUGUUUGUUUAGAUUUACAUUGUUUAUACACAUUGAAGUAAAACAAGCUUAUAUUUUGGAUUCUCAUGGGGUAUGACGAGUUAAACUACGCUCAUGAGGUAUUUAUACGUUAUAAUCUUCAAGAAUCAAUGGGUAUAUAUCAUUCAUUAAAUGGAUGUAGCAACUAAGGAUUCUAGCUUUAAGGAGGAUCUUGGUUAAUUCUAUUCCAACUCUAGGCAAUUCGGUAAAUGGAUUGAGAUUGAAUUUAUAUGAAAUUAGAGGCAAUUUUACUACAGUGCAUUUCUCAAAUUGCCUGGAAUGGAAAUGGUUUGGCAGCCCUCUGCAACUUUUUAUGGAACAUGUUUUAAAAUUAUAGAGAAACAUAAUGGUUUGCAUUUAAAUGGUCUUUCUACUGUAUAUCUUGUUUUAUAGCUAAUGAAUGUACCAUAAAACUGAUCAUGAGGAAAAUGCACUUAUACUAAUUAAUGUGUCUGUUUUAGGGAAUGCGUAUCCACUGGGAUAGACUCCGUUUAUCCCAGAUACUUGGUCUGCCUGAACUGAAUGUAACUGGUUUAAGUUGUUUACAAUAACAAAACCAUUUCUUACUGUGACUGCCAAAUUGCCAAUAUCGCAAAUAGAUUUUACACUAGUCCGUUUAAUAUGUCUUUUGUCAAUAACUAUGCUAAUAUCAUGCAAGAACAAUAUGAAUCAUCUCAUGUAGUUUGUAGAGAGCAGGUGUAACAAGAUAUGUCAGUGUCGUGAGACUAGAUCUGGAUCUUUUCACAAACAUCUCGUCACCCAUCUUGUUUUUAUCCUGGACAUCAGUUUAUACAAGCCAGGCCGUCAGUCAAGUCAGUUCUCUCUGAGGAGUGUUUUCUGUGCAUGUGAAAACGUGUGUAUACAUUUAACAAAACCCAACCCAAGAUCUAAACAUUCCAAACAGUAGAAUGUACCUUAACAGAACACUCUUCAACAAAGAAAGCUAAUAUUUUCCACAUAUACUAUAGCCCAUGUACAUGUGUAAUGCUCAUUGAGGACCUGAUUUAAAGGCAAGGUCUGAUAGAGGUUCAGUGCAGAUGUGUUUGAUCUCUAUCAAAUAAUUUCCAGGUAACAAUUAAGUACCUGACUGAUUGUUUUCAUUUAAAAUGGUCUAAAAUAAAUAAAAAUAGCUUUUUAGCAAAGAGCAAUUUCUCAAGCAAGAAUUUUGCUAGGACUCUGGGAGAGGUAUGAGUGGGUAGGGGAAAACUGAAAAUGUUAUUAUUGGCAGAGGUUUGGAACUUAACUAAUUUACCCCAUGGUGAUGACACCAUGGAAGGCCAAAACUCCCACCAAAACAGGCUAAAACUUCCGGCGGUUUUUUCAGACAGCUCUUACACUAAAAGGGUUAUAAUUUUCACACAGUAUUAUUCCAACCUCAUUGUGGAAAUUCGUAUAUAUAAAACAAAGGAAUAUCAUGUUUUUGACUGCACUGGGCCUUUAAUAACAGUAUAUGAACUGUGUAGCAGAUAACUAAUUAGAAUAUUUCAAGAAAUGUCUUCUAAAUAUUGCCUUCUUCCUGAUGGUAUUUCAAUGGCUUUAAAAGGCACAAGAUAAAACCUUAAUGUCAUGCGUGUGUGGGAUGUUGGUGUCCCUAGUCUGCCACGAGAGUCCUGUAGUUCUUAUUGCUGUCUGAGGACCUAGAUAUUAAUAUCAAUUUGUUAUUGGGGACUUUAAAAUGGAGGUGUUUUGGUAUUUGGAAGACUAAUCAAUCUACUAUUGUGAAAUGUUGGAUGUGUUUAGAAAAAUCAGACAAUCUAUCAUAUCCGUGAUUCUUUAACAGUGAGUUAUAAUUUUGGCAAAUGCCUUGCUAUGGAGAGUUGUGCUAAAGGUGAUUAACAACACCUCCACUAGUUAUUAGAUAAGAACAAGGAAAUUAGUCUGCACUAUCCCAACCCAGGGGGGAAAAGGGUCAUUAUUAGCAUAUGAAGUUCAACUUUAAUGGAAAGAUUUGCAUGUGUUUUUUUGGGGGGGGGGGAAGGAAGACUGCUCUGACAAAAGGCAGUUUGAAAACACUUGGAAUGACUCAUAACUGUAUGUGUGGAGAAUUAUUUGUGUUUCGUAUACUCUGAUGAUUUAACUUUGUUCAACAACUGUGAAAUUGUAUAUACUAAUCCCAUGCGACAGUAUCAUUUUAAAUAUUAUUGAGCGUGUUGUACAUUUGUCAAAUUACUAGCAUGGACUAUUGCCUUUGUUGUAGUUGAAAUAUGUAUUCAGUAGUAUUGGCUAAAUGAGCUAAAUGCUGGAUCAGUUCUUAACUACAAUGGAAGCUAAUAGGAUUUAUAAAUCAGAAAAACCUAUAUUUUUGAAAAUGUAUUAAACAUAUUGAUGUUCUUGUGCAUAUAUUUUGUUGGACAUUUUUUAUAUUGAUAAAAAUAUAAUAAAGUACCCCAACAGAC
This is a messenger RNA of Oncorhynchus tshawytscha (Chinook salmon), 5605 nucleotides long. RefSeq names its product E3 ubiquitin-protein ligase rififylin. The record is from RefSeq and is a predicted model, not a curated record. Bases 265 to 1311 code for a protein of 348 amino acids. The transcript is spliced from 7 exons. Gene Ontology annotation, molecular function: ubiquitin protein ligase activity. NCBI's taxonomy places the organism in Eukaryota, Metazoa, Chordata, Actinopteri, Salmoniformes, Salmonidae. Gene Ontology annotation, biological process: protein K48-linked ubiquitination; negative regulation of extrinsic apoptotic signaling pathway via death domain receptors; proteasome-mediated ubiquitin-dependent protein catabolic process. Gene Ontology annotation, cellular component: plasma membrane; cytoplasm.